Messenger RNA from Alnus glutinosa, 948 nucleotides. RefSeq lists its product as uncharacterized. The transcript is spliced from 8 exons. Gene Ontology annotation, cellular component: signal peptidase complex; membrane. The coding region runs from base 101 to 643 and encodes 180 amino acids. NCBI's taxonomy places the organism in Eukaryota, Viridiplantae, Streptophyta, Magnoliopsida, Fagales, Betulaceae. Gene Ontology annotation, molecular function: serine-type endopeptidase activity. The record is from RefSeq and is a predicted model, not a curated record.
ACGGCCCUCUGCAGCGGCAGUGGGCUUUUAGUAAGCUAAAAGGAGGUCUCCGGGCGAAGUAAGAAGAGAGAGAGAGAGAGAGAAGAGUCGCCGAAAACAAAUGGGGUGGGUCGGUGAGACAAUGGACUCCAUCAAAUCCCUUCAGAUCCGCCAGGUUCUAACGCAGGGUGUCAGUCUCGGCAUGAUUGUUACAUCUGCACUAAUAAUCUGGAAGGCAUUAAUGUGCAUUACUGGCAGUGAAUCUCCUGUUGUUGUCGUCCUUUCUGGGAGCAUGGAACCUGGCUUCAAGCGGGGGGACAUCUUGUUCUUGCACAUGAGCAAAGAUCCUAUUCGUGCUGGGGAGAUUGUUGUUUUUAAUGUUGAUGGUCGCGAGAUUCCAAUUGUCCACCGUGUAAUUAAGGUCCAUGAGCGAGAAGAUACUGGAGAGGUUGAUGUCCUCACAAAAGGAGAUAACAAUUAUGGAGAUGACAGGCUUCUGUAUGCUCAUGGUCAGCUCUGGCUUCAACGGCACCACAUAAUGGGAAGAGCUGUGGGGUUCCUACCUUAUGUUGGCUGGGUGACAAUUAUCAUGACUGAAAAGCCAAUAAUAAAGUAUAUUCUUAUUGGUGCAUUGGGGUUGCUCGUUAUAACAUCCAAAGAUUGAAGACUAAAGCGAAUUCAAGCUGUGGUUGAUCUCCAAUACAAAAACUGUUUAGCAGCUGCCGUAGACAUUCGACAAGCUACAUUUUAAAGAUUAAUUGAACCAGAAUAGUUGGUUGAAGUUUUUUUGCCUUAAUCUAAAGAGUUUGACUGCUGAGAGAGAUAUAUAUUACCAAUAUAAAAUGUUUAUGAGUUUGCUGGCUAAUAAAGGUGUCUCUUCAAAGGGUUUGAGACAAGGUGAUCCGAAAGUAAGGGAAACAUCCAUGAUGAUGAUCCUUGCCUAUAAUAAAGACCGGUGUUUAAACGGUA